This is a messenger RNA of Exophiala aquamarina CBS 119918, 1431 nucleotides long. RefSeq lists its product as uncharacterized. The record is from RefSeq and is a predicted model, not a curated record. NCBI's taxonomy places the organism in Eukaryota, Fungi, Ascomycota, Eurotiomycetes, Chaetothyriales, Herpotrichiellaceae. The annotation marks the transcript as partial. The transcript has a single exon.
AUGGAAAGCCCUCCAGGCUCCCAUCUCUCAGUAUAUUUACUACCAUUACUUGGGGUUUCCCCGUCAGAGAUCGGUCCUGUUCUUGCUGAGUCUCCUAGCAACGUCAAGGUAAUCCUCUCACGCCAACUUGCAGGCAGCUCAAAUCGCGCUCAAGGAUGGGUGAACUCACAAGAUCAUCCAGUAUGUCAUAUCCAAGGAGAAAGUGAAUUCUUACAGGUUGUCAAGACGCAAGGUCUAAUGAAGACCUUGUUCACAUUAGCACGCAUCUAUGAUGCCGGUCACGUAGCUAUAUGCAGGCAUUUAGCAUCCGCAAAGCGCAAGGAGUCCCACAACGCUGACUUGCUGAAGCAGCCAUGCUUAGAUAUUGAUGGGUUGACCCUAGGCAUCAUUGAUGGUGCCCACACAAUUGAUGAUAAUAUCAAUGUCUCACCUAGUGAUACUCGCCCAGGCGUUCUGCGUGCUACGUGGGCAGCUGUUCCUGCGAUGACUUUCAGCCAGCUACCGCUUCUUGGGUCAUUGUCUGAUCUCCUCCCGGGAGAGCAAUCAGAUGCCAAAGAAUAUGCUGGUAUCGGUGGGGGAGGUGGCUCUGAUGUCAUCAGUGCAAGUGUCCUCGGUCAUUUACUGCGGAAGAGUGGUAAGGAGAUGAAUCUCCUAAUUUCUACACGAACGUGGAGAACAGGAUCUCAGGGGCGUGCAGGUACCAAGAUGGGUGUCAGGCGGGAGAUCUUUAAUCACGGUGGACCAGCCUUUCUAUAUGGCAAGCCAGUCCCUGGAACCUAUCGAGUCACCAAGCAAACAUUUAGCGAAGGCCGCGAUCUGGAGACUGUGCCCAUUUCGCACCAUGAGGAUGUCUUUAUUGUUCUCGAUCAAGGAGAAGAGAGCAAUGAUAUCCCAGAGGAUGAAAAGGCGGACCUUUCUCUUCAAUACGAGGCAGUUUUGGCUGAACGCAGCAGGAUUGACACAGUUGUCAUUGUGGACACUGGGGGCGACGUUUUUGGUGGUGAUUUUGCCGGAUUCACCACCCCAGACCAAGACGUACGGGCGCAGCGCGCAGCUAUCAGUCUUUCCCAUGACUAUCGCAACCUAGUGACGGCAGUGCUCGCUCCAGGGGUGGAUGCACCGAUUGACGCCGAAGAAAAGGCCGAGAGGGCGGGAGGGAGAAGGUAUCAUCCCACGCCUGAAGAACAAGCUCUACUGCUCAAUCUCCUGGCUCACGAAUAUCAAAUGGAUGGAUCAAACCCUGGUCGCUUUGGGAAAACCACGUUGUGUCUCCAGGCGGCAUUGAGAGGCGAGCGUGGAUGGGCCUCUUUAAACCUGCCCAGUCAUGUUGUCAAUACUUGGGAGAACCCUUGGAGCAGUUUUGCGUUCAUCAGAGAAUGUAUGACCGACAUCAUUCUCAUGCCGUUGACAAGUCUGCUACCGCUGAUUGAC